This is a messenger RNA of Staurois parvus, 541 nucleotides long. NCBI's taxonomy places the organism in Eukaryota, Metazoa, Chordata, Amphibia, Anura, Ranidae. The record is from the annotation of a GenBank genome assembly.
UGUCCCCCUCCCCCUCACAGCCCAGAAAAAAGACACCCGGAACAGAGGGAAUGUACCAUACAGUGGGAUCUAAGAAGUGAGUGUAUGUGUUCGGUGUCCUCCUCUGUCAGAGUCGGGGCUCUGAUAAUUGCUGGCAUUGCUGUCGUGGUGUGUAUGUCUCCUCUUCUGCUGAGGCUUGUAGGAUUGCGAGCAUUCUCAAUGGCCACCGAGGCCUACGUGUCGGGAUCCCUCUCCGCCGCCUAUGUCACUUGUCCUAAUGACAAAGUGGCCAAAGACAUCGCCAGGGGUCUGGUGGAGAAGAAGCUGGCGGCCUGUGUGAACAUUAUACCGCAGAUCACCUCCAUAUAUGAAUGGAAGGGGAAGAUCGAGGAAGACAGUGAGGUAUUGCUGAUGAUUAAGACCAGGUCAUCCAGAGUUCCAGCUCUAACGGAAUAUGUCAGGUCUGUCCAUCCGUACGAAGUGUGUGAGGUGAUCAGCGUCCCCAUAGACCAGGGGCAACCCUCCGUACCUCUCAUGGGUUGAAGAUACUGUGCCAAAAUAA